UCAGGUAUUUGGUGCCACGCCCGUGACCCCGUUGCAUCUCGGCAAGUCAUGUUCCCAUUGCGGGCGAGCUCGCCCGUGUGUCUUGACACAGAGAACUCGGCACACACGACGAUGGUGGUCGACGUCAGUCGCUCCUUUGAUGACAUCGAUUCGCGGGCUUCAACAGGAUAGUGCAGUGCACGCCCACUGGACCUUCACCUUGAUGUUCGUACCUACGAAUAGUCAACGGCCACACCCGUCAACGGCGGCCUGGACGACAUGAGCUUGGCCACGGCCCAAGGUCAGCUUCGCCACACCCUGUCGAUGCCAAUCGAUGUCGUCGCCCUGCCGGCCCCCCUGGCCUGGUCCCCGCCACCACGUACAUAUAUGUGCAUUACUGUAUGUACGAAGUACGUACGUACGCCGCAGGGGGCCGAGGGCCCGGACGCAUUGGACCACCAAGCGCCAUAUGCAGCAGCGCCUGACGCGAGCCACCACCACCACCACCACCACCAUCCCCUCUCCUCCCUUGUUGGACACGACCGCCGGGACCCAAUCGGCCGGCAAGGCCCGGCCGGCGGCGGGCCAAAUUGCACCAGUCUUUUGAGGUGAGGCAAAAAUGAGCAGGAGUGAGUGGCCCGUGGGGGCUUGGGCGAGAGCGGCCGGCGGCGGCAAUGCAGCGACGAGGGGGUGUCGAUUCGUGACCCGUGCGUGCGUCCGGAGGUAAAUGCGCUGGCAGGUGCGAGGCAGGGAAAAAAAGAGGCCUGCCGGGCGACAGCGGGGAUUCUUGAUUUGCCGCACGAUGGAUACUUGGCUUGGUGCCCGGGAUCGCCAGAGCGCAUACCGGCAGUCUUACCCGUUCUUUUUGCCUGUACGAAGUACGUAUGAACGUGCACGAUUAAUACUAGCCUUGAGGUAUUAUGUAUGCUGUUUAUUAGCUGGUCUAUGGUCUUGAGCCAUCAGGUACCUUUUCAGGCGUGCCUACCCAACGACGUCUUUCCGUCUUUCUCUCCUUCAUUUGAACUUGAAGCUGUGCGUCACGGCAGCCUCGAGCUUCUCACAUCGUCAACGAGGAUUCCAUCUCGCCAGGGAGAGAGCUGACAAUCCAAUUCGCCCAAGUUCCAAGUUUGACUCCGUCAGUCUAGCAAGGGCCGCCCCUCCUUCCGGGAUAUCGUCUAUUCUUCACCGACAGUCCCCUCGCCGCCAUUGUUCGUUGCCGCAGUGGGGGGCUUCCCCAUCUCCGUCUCCGCCUCCAGCCUCCCCCUUCCUCCGCCGCCUCCAGCACCAAGCGUCGCAUCCAUAACCGCCUCUCUUCUUUCCCCAGUUCACCCUUUCGCAUUGUUCAUUCACCGUUUCUGCGAGCUCUUUGCCACUGCCGCACAAACCUUUGGAAAGGGCUGGCCCCUGCCUGGUACAGGUCGUCGUUCAAGAUGCCGCUCGAGCAGACGAUAACGAUAGUCAACAACUCGGGCAAGAUCAUCAGCACUGGAAAGCAGCUGCUGUCCAUCUUCAAGGAGGCCAAGGGCGCCUACCAGGACAAGAAAGCCCAGCUGCGCAACGAGCGCUCGUCGAUCAAGCGCAGCCACACCUUCGACCCGACCCGCAGCGUGUACCGCGGCCACGACGAACGCGAGUACUACGAGGACGAGGACGGGCACCACGCCUACGACGAUUACAACCACAAGUACGACGACCCGCGCGACUAUGAGCACAGCCAUGGUGACACCGUCGACUACUACGGCCGCCGGCGGUCGCACGACGUGCAAAGCGUGGCGAGCUCGCGCAGGAGCCACCGGUCGUCGCACUCGCGGCGAAGCAGCAGCAGCAGGCACCAUGAUCAUCACCAUGGCCAUCACCAUCACCAUCAUAGAAGUCGACCGGCUCUGACUGAGAGCAACCUCAAGACUCUGAGCGAGGUCUCCAGCACUGCGCCUAGCAAGGCCCCGCCGCCCAUGGCCUACCGUAGCCCUUAUGCCGAGACGAUGCCCCUCGACAUGGCCAUGUCCAAGAUGGACCUGAACCACGCCGAGGUGCGCAACCGGAUCGCCGCGGCCGAGCGCAGAGAGCGCGAGUCCAUGAUGGUACCGCGCCGGCGCUCCGAGCCCGAGAUGACCAUGGCCCCCUCCCAUGAUAGGAAUAGUAGCAAGGACAUCGACAUGCACCUGGCGUACGGCAACAUCCCGCCAGACCUGGCUACGCGUGUGGAUCUCGACCCGGCGCACCACGACGAGUGGAACGCGCACCAGCUCGUCCACAAGGUCGAGGGACUGCUGGACGAGGCGCACUGCCUGCAGCACUCCGCCACGGCCAUCAUCAAGCAUCUGCAGGAGAAGCCCGACGCCGCCGCCGCGGUGGCGCUGACGCUCGCGGAGUUGUCGAGCGCCGUGGCCAAGAUGUCGCCCGCGUUUCUGGGCUUUCUCAAGGGCGGCUCGCCCGCCGUCUUUGCGCUGCUUGCCUCGCCGCAGUUCCUCAUCGGGACGGGCAUCGCGGCUGGCCUGACGGUAGUCAUGUUCGGUGGGUGGAAGAUUGUCAAGAAGGUCAAGGAGGCCCAGGCCGCGCGCGAGGCCAUCGCCUACGAGGGCGUCCCGCUGGACCGGCCCGCGCCGAUGCGCACGCAGAGCGAGUUCAGCGCGGGCAUGGACGAGGCGCUCGUGGUGGAUGAGGAGCUGAGCACAAUCGAGACGUGGAGGCGGGGCAUCAUGCCGUACGGCGCCGACGAUGAGAGCGCCGACGUUGAGCUCAUCACCCCAGAGGCGGACCGCGCGCACCGCGAAAAGUACGCCAAGGACGAUCUCGACUUUGACCUGAGAUCACGGCGAAGCACGCGCACGCACAAGACCAGCCGGACGCAUCGGACGUCCUCCCACAGGGAUGACAAGGGCAUGGACAGUAGGAGCAAAGGGAAGGGCAAGGAAAAGGAACCCGCUGUUCCGGAGCGGAAGAGCAGCAAAGCGGAGAGCGUGACGGGCCGCAGCGAGCGGAGCAGCAGCAGAAAGUUUUCGUCGUCGGCAAAGCCAAAGGAGAGAAAGGCCAUCGAGGACGGGCGCAGCAGGCGGGGCGACGACGACGCUGCUGACCUAGAUGCCGUGUUUCGCCCCAAAAUUCGACAGGACAACAUGCUCAAGGCCAUUUUCAAGAAGAAGGAAAAGGACGUGGGCAGCCGGAGCGAGCUUGUCUUCGCCUAGGGGGCGUCUACAGUGACUGGCGGCAGAGCCGGCUCCUCGAGCAGUAGCCACAACCGGUAUGUUAACGGCAGACAGUUACGAAGGAUUCCGGAAACGGGACGGCACGGAUGAAUGAAUGAAUCUGGAUGAGGGUUUUGCAUGGUGGUAGACGGGCUUGGAUGAUCGCAUUGACGGAGACAUGGACGUGGCAGUAACAUCAGGGGCAACGAUCAUAGGCGGUUCAUGUUGGGCGUUUUCUUUGCUUUCUGCGCGCGCUCAUCUGCAUUGCCUGGUGGUUAAAUGCAUGAAGACAUUUCGAUUACUGGCAUCUACCUGCAAUAAUGAAUGACUCGGAGUCUACGAGGUAUAGAUAUAUCGUAAGGGAGGAGCAUGACCACAUUCGCGCAUGGUAAUCGCUCUCGACGCUGCUGGUUCAUGUGUAUGUCGCACAGUUACAAUUCAAUAGAAGGCGCUCGAAUGUGUUGAAGAACAA
This is a messenger RNA of Purpureocillium takamizusanense, 3636 nucleotides long. RefSeq lists its product as uncharacterized. The record is from RefSeq and is a predicted model, not a curated record. The transcript is spliced from 4 exons. The coding region runs from base 1410 to 3164 and encodes 584 amino acids. NCBI's taxonomy places the organism in Eukaryota, Fungi, Ascomycota, Sordariomycetes, Hypocreales, Ophiocordycipitaceae.